Molecule: messenger RNA, 8455 nt
Organism: Bactrocera tryoni
Lineage: Eukaryota; Metazoa; Arthropoda; Insecta; Diptera; Tephritidae
Exons: 12
Coding region: 1975-7593 (1872 amino acids)
Biological process (GO): Notch signaling pathway; membrane protein ectodomain proteolysis
Cellular component (GO): plasma membrane
Molecular function (GO): metalloendopeptidase activity
Source: RefSeq, a predicted model, not a curated record
UGGUGUUUGUUAGUUAAUAAGGGGGGAACGUGGUGUUCACGACAGAAGUCACUAUUUGUUCCUUCACUUUUAAAUAAGUGUAAAAUUUUCCUUGCGUUCGCAUUAAUAUAAAAAUUAAAUAAUUAAUAAUUAUAUAAAUAUAUAUGUGUGUGUAUUUAUACAAAUGCAUUCAAGUCCAGCUUAAUCCCUAUAUAUAAAGCAACAGCCCGCAAACGUUCAUAUUGGCUAGUAUAUAUGUAUAUAUAUACAUACAUAUGUACAUGUAGCAGUUGUAGAGUGAAAAAUUUACGUUAGUACUCGCAGAAAGUGUUAUAAGCGAAUAAGAAAAUCAAAGAUAUUUUUAUGGUGGAGUUUUUCGGGUUCGGCCAAUAAAAUAGCAAAAAUUCGUACAAACACGAAACGGAAAACGGAAAAACUAACGCAAUAGAUUUAAUUCUUGCAAUCGAGUUGGAAUCUGUAAAAUCGAAAGAAGUCAAAUUGAUAGAAGAAGAAGCACGCGAAGAAGGAAAAAGUGCGAAAUUUGUGUGUGUGAACGCGCGUGUGUUUGUGUAUAUGUGUAUACAAUUUGUGUGUGUUUGUAUGUGUAUAAAAGUGUAUGCGAAAAGUGAAUAGCAGAAGAAUUGUGAAAAACAGGUUUCUUAGUUGUGGCAGCGGUCGCUUAUAUAGAAGUAGCAACAGCAACAGUAACAACAAAGCCAACGGCAUUAGCAAUAGCAAAGGAAGCAGCAGCAGCAGCACCGCAUAGGCAACAUUAACCAAAUCAACGAAUUGAGCAUAGGAAAAGCAGAACCAAUAACAACAAUACCAAACAAACUUAAAAAUACAAAACGCAGCAGAAUACGCAGCAGCAGCUGAUAAAAAAAGUAUUGAGCUGCUUGUUUAUGUAUAUUAACGCUAGAAGAAGAGAGUGUCUAUCAAGCCAACAUUGACCAGAAAUAGAUACAUACAUACAUACAUACGCAUUUGUAUGAAUAUUCGACGAUAUUUCUCCUGUGAUAUUUAAUCAAAAAAAUUUCUGUUUCCUACAGCAAUUGAAAUUUAGCAAAUACUUAAGCGAGUACAACAACAACAACGCUAAUAAAAAUACCGCACACGCGCUCACAUUCAUUUGUUGUUGUUGUUAUAAAAUAAUUUCGUGAGUGUGAUUCUGUGUGUGUUUUUUGCAUUUCUGACAUGUGCUUGGCGUGUUCGAAACGGUGAUGUUGCCAAAUAAACUGGUUGUAAUCUACUGCCAACAAACGACGCAAGAACAUCGUCCCAACGAUAACAGUAUCAACACCAGCAGCAACAUCAUCAACAGCAACUGCAACAGCAACAACAAAAACAGUAUAAACAGCAAUUGCAUUAGCAGCAGGAACAGCAGGACCAGCCACGACAACAACAACAACAACAACAACAAUAAUAACUACGACAUUGGCAAUUGCCAACACCACAACGUGAACGACGGCAACAGCGCCGCUGCCGUCGACGACGACAACGACGACGACCACGACGAGGACUACGUCAAUGACGGCCACGCCUCAAUCAAGUAUGAAAAUUGUGUUGGUCAAGUGUGUCGUGUUAGUGGUUGCAUUUUGAGUGUGUUAACGACGUUAGCAAGUCUGCAGCAACAAGCGAGCACGCAUCCCGCUUGUGUUCCAGACCAGCAACAACAACAAAAACAACCGCAACGAGUUGCCCAACAACAGCAGCAAGAGUCACUGCAACAGCAAAGCCAAGAAAAGCAAAAACAUAAACAAAUACAUGAACAGAAAUAUACACAACAACAACAACAACAACGUGUUUGUAGUAGAACACUUACGAAACCAGCAACAACAACCAUAAUAAAGCACGCAAGUCGUACGUAUCUAUUGCCAGCAAAUUUCCGUCAUUUGCCAUUCAAAGUGCGGCCAGUGAGGGCUAUUGAACUGUAUGCGAAGCAGCGCCAGAAGCAGAAGUAUUGGAAACGGAAAUUUGCAAACAUAAUUCGAAAAUAUGAAUUUAAUUAUUGUCGCCAUUGUGCUACUAAUGGCCCACAAGGAAUACAUGGCAAGCCCAACACCAUUAAAAUUACCAGGACACACACAAAAGCUCUCCCCCUAUAUACGGCACUGGGAGGCGGCGGAUUUCGAUCGUUCGCAUUUGCACUCGGCACAUCAGAAACACAUCGAACAGAAGCGUCAUCGUCGAAAAAGAGCACUGGAUUUGGGCGAAUUCGGGCCAGUGCACAAAAUCAGACUGAAUUUCUUUGCUCAUGACAGAGAAUUUCGCAUGGUUCUCCAACAGAAUCCACUGUCGGUGUUUGCGGGGGAUGUUGAAAUCGAAAGCACGCAUGGACCGGUGGAUUAUGACAUUUCAAGAAUAUACACCGGCACACUAGAGGGUGAUGAGAACUCGCAUGUUCAUGCCAUUCUCACCAGCGACAAUCUGCUCGAUGGCACCAUCGAAACGGUCGGUGAACACUACUAUGUGGAGCCAGCGCAUCGCUAUUCAAGCGAGUUGCCCGCAUCGGGUGUGCACAGUGUCAUUUACAAAGUCAGCGAUGUGCAAAUGCGCAAGUCGGCCGCAGCCGAGCACUGCGCCAGCGAACGACUGCGACGCGACAUGCUGCUGAACGAUCUGAAGCGACGGAAAGCGGUCACCACCGAAGCGGAAGCGUCAAAGUCGCUAGAGCGUCACAAGCGUUGGCUGCCGGAUGAGUUGGCUACAUCCAGCGAUGACCAUCAAAAUCCGCCGCUGCCAUUGGACUUGGACGUGCCCUACAACGAUGACUUUAGCAUUUUUGCGGGCGGAGGCAGUCGUGGUCGCUUUCGUGAACAAGAACGCGGGAAGAACCGCGAACGGGAACGAGAUGCAGAUCGAGAUCGCGAACGUGAAGAGAUCACUACAACGAAAAGUGUGACUAACAACAAUAACAAUAAGCAUGAGCUUAACUAUAAUAGGGAACAGCAACGAAAUAGAUAUCAGCAAUCGGCGACGACGACGACAACCACGACAACAGCAACAUGGCGUAAUGCAGCCGCUGUUGAUAGGGAAACAACCGAUAGGUACGGCGACCUGCUGCGAAAUGUGAACAAAGCCAACAGUGAUAAUAGUGAUAACAACAGCAACAGCAAUACGAGAAGUAGCAACACUUAUGUUCCGUCCCUCAUUGUAGCGAACGCGUCCACCCAUGGUGGUGGUGUACAGAAUCGCAACAUCCUUGUGAACAAUUACAAUCCUGGCAGUAGUUAUAGCAAUAGCAACACUAACUACAACAACAAUAAUAAUAAUAAUAAUAACAAUAACAAUGGCUUACGCAAAACCUAUGCCAAGCACAAGAAUAUCAUUGUUAGCACUUACAGCAAUAAAAACAACAACAACAAUAAUAAUAGCAGCAGCAACAACAGCAAUAAUCGUUCGUAUCCCUAUGAUUUUGUCAUCAACGGCGGUGGCAACAACAACAACAAUGCAAACAGCAAUAAUGGCGUCAAUUAUAACUACAAUGACAACAACAAUAACAAUCGCUUCGACACGAACAAUUUCUUUCAAACGAAUUGGUCCACCAUGUUCACCAACAACAACAACGAUCGUCCCAGUCACAAGACACACGUCGAAAUCAUAACAAAAAAUGGCGCUACCAAAAAGCCGAACAUCAUCGUGAAUAAUUACAAUCCGGAUAUUAUGCUAGUGCCAAAUCCACAAAAUCCACACUUCAACAGCAUGUUGAUGACGAAUUUGCUAAGUGGGCGUGGUCGUGAUGCUGCGUACGAGACAAAUUCGAAGGAUAGCGCUCAGUCGAUGUACGAUCGCAAGAUCACGUGCAUGCUAUAUCUGCAAGCCGAUCACACAUUCUUUCAGAAGAUGGGUUCCGACGAGGCCAGCAUUGAGGCGAUCACGCGGCAUGUGCAGCGCGCCAAUUCCAUCUACAAGAAUACGGAUUUCAACAAUGACGGCAAGCCAGAUAAUAUAACAUUCAUGAUUAAGCGCAUCAAGGUGCAUAAUAUGAACGCGGUCAGGGAUCCGAGUUAUCGAUUUCCGGGCAAUUACGGCGUGGAAAAGUUUCUGGAACUCUUUUCAGAGGAAGAUUAUGAUGCCUUUUGCCUGGCGUACAUGUUUACAUAUCGAGACUUUGAGAUGGGAACACUGGGUUUGGCAUGGACUGGUGACCUCAAAAAUGCCGGCGGCGUAUGUGAGAAGAAUGGCCACUAUCGUGGUUCUUUGAAGUCGCUGAACACAGGCAUUGUCACGCUACUAAAUUACGGUAAACAUGUUCCUCCAGCCGUAUCGCAUGUGACAUUAGCACAUGAAAUCGGGCAUAAUUUUGGAUCACCUCACGAUCCGGAACAGUGCACACCCGGCGGUGAGGAUGGUAAUUUCAUAAUGUUUGCGCGCGCCACGUCCGGUGAUAAAAAGAACAACAACAAAUUCUCACCAUGUUCACUAAAAUCCAUCGAACCCGUACUAAAUGCGAAAGCACGUAGCGCCAAAGGCUGUUUCACCGAACCGCAGGCGUCCAUUUGCGGCAACGGCGUGGUCGAGGGUGAUGAACAGUGUGACUGCGGUUGGGAGGAGGACUGCAAGGAUACAUGUUGUUUCCCGAUGUCACGUCAUCCGCGCAUCGACGAAAAGCCAUGCACUUUGACACCGCGUGCUAUGUGCAGUCCAUCGCAGGGUCCAUGCUGUACGGGUGAUUGUAAAUUGAAAUUCGGCGAUAAGUGUCGCGAUGACAACGGCUGUCGCGAUCCGAGCUUCUGUAACGGUCUCGGACCGGAGUGUCCGCCAUCGGUGAACAAACCGAAUAAGACGAUAUGCAACAAAGAAUUCGUUUGUUACAUGGGUGAGUGUACAGGUAGUAUUUGUUUGGCCUACGGCCUCGAGUCAUGCCAAUGCAUACCGGGACCGACUGAUGACAAAAUUAAAUCGUGCGAAUUAUGUUGUAAAUUGCCCGGAGAAGGUAAUGCCUGUCGCAGUUCGUUUGAAUGGAAUGAGCCGCCGUUUGAUGUGCCGGAUAUGUACGCGAAGCCGGGCACGCCGUGCAACGAUUACAAUGGCUAUUGUGACGUAUUCCAAAAAUGUCGCGAAGUUGAUCCGUCGGGACCGUUAGCCACGCUACGCAAAUUACUGUUGUCGGAGGAGAGCAUUGCCACAUUUAAGAAAUGGGUACAGCAUAAUUGGUACACAGUUGUGUUGGCGGCAUUGGGCGUAUUCGUGUUGCUGAUACUCAGCACGAAGCUGCUGGCGAAGCGCUCGAAUCUGAAACUAAAAUCGGUGACCAUCAUACACAGCGCAACCACCGAAACAGUGCGUCUACCCGACGACAACAACGGCGUCAUCGUGCACACGGCCGUCCGUACAAAAGUACCGUUCAAGAAAAAGGUGCGCGGCGAGCGCAGCAACAAAAGUAAGAGCGCGCACAGAAGCGGCAGUAGUGGCAAUAUAGGCGCUGGCAAAACUAAAGGCAGCGGCAGCGGCGGCAAAGCGACGUCCUCCAAAGCAGCCGAGUUAGCGGCGAAAUCAACGCACGCGCAUAACCGUAGUGGAAAACUAAGCAAUACAGCAGCAGCAGCAACAGCAACAGCUGCCGGCGGUGCUAGUGGAGAAGUUUUGGUAAAGCCAACGCGCACCAAGAAAAAUCGCGUUGGUAGUGGUGGCGGCGCGGCUGUGUUGAAGGCCACACCAGUUGCUGCAGCAUUAAACACGCCACUUGCGGCCGCAGGCAGCAGCGCCAAGUUGGAGAACGAAGUGAAAGCGAAGAGUAAGCGCUUUAAGAAGCACAACAAAGAAAUCAUCGAUUAUUCAUCGCGCGGUGGACAGGACGCGUCGAGCAUUAGCGGUAAUGGGCACACCAACACCUUCGGCAAAGUGCAGAAAUGGCUGCUGGAGUCGCCGAUUGUCGUGCAACCGCUUUCGCAUAUUGAACAUUCUUCGAAAAUACGAAAAGUAAUGAGCAAAUCGCAGUCCACACCCGAACGUCUGGUACAAAAGUCGCCGCAGAAGUCCAAGUCGGUGACGAAUCUGGUCAAUGACAAAGUGAAACUGCAAGUGGUAUAUAAGCCGCCAUUUAAGUUCGCGCUGCGACUCUCCAAGAAUGCCAAAGUGAAGACGCAUGUAAUUGGCGGUGCAGCGAACAAACUUAAGCGGACGACACGUACGAACGGCGUAGGGGUCAACGGCGCCGAGAGCAAACGCAAGAGCAGCAAUCAAAAUAGCGAGGGUAGCAAGAACUCUGGCAGCGGUGGCAAUGACGAGGUUAAAUGCAAACGCAUUGCGCUGCUACUCCGCAAUAAUAACGAAGACAAUCAAAUACUAACCUUAAACGAACCGACUUAUGAGACGCUCAAUCCGAAAACCAUGCCCUCCAAAAUGGAGAAUCCAUUCUACGAGAAUCUGCUGUGCAGCACAGCGACGGGCGAAAUGCGCGCCGCCAUAGCCGCCAACAAUGAAGCAGCAGCAAGCAACAGCGUCACGGCAAACUCGGCAAACGCAAGUGUUUCCAGUAAGACUGCCAGUUCAAAUAGCGGCAAGCUGACGUCCGAUGCGCACGCUGUCGGUGGUGCAUUGCAAAAGCAACGCGCACACAACUACAGUCGCUCCAAUUCCUUUUCGGCCAACAAUCCAUUUACAGCCAAUCAAACGGCGCUCAAUGCGCGCAAAUUGAGCGAAAGCAGUACCGCGCAUCAGCCUGCGGCGAGUACAGCCAAUUUGGGCCGCAACUUCGGUAGUACACAAAAUCUUGGCCAAAUGGCGCAAAAUCAAAAUCAUCUAGCCAAAUCAAAGAAACGCAGUAGUCUGAAUCUGAAACUCAAUAGCGCCGCCAAGAAUGGUAAAGAUCCGCCUAUUGCGGCGCGGCGCAGCAAUUCCAAUAUGAAUUUACGUAGUAAUAACGCGGCCACCACAUAUCAGCCCAGUAUCUACACGAAUGAUCCACAAAACUCCAUUGCCACCGCAACCACCAACACAACCACUUCCACACACGCCAGCAAUGCUGCCGCCAACGUAGUUACGCCCGCGCCUACGGAACGUCAGCUGCGACGUAGCUCCAGCAGCACCGCCUACCAACAUCAGCCAAAGUCCGCAAGCCAGAGCACGGCUGGCCAUGCUUUCUCAGCGGUUCUACCGGCUGCGCGCACCAGCUUCAGCAACAUACCACGUGCCAGUCUAAGUGCCGCUGCCAGCAGUAGCGUAAAUGCGAACGCCGCCAACACCAAUGGCGGUCUGGGCAAUUUCAACCGGAUAGCCGAUGGAGAUCAACUAGUCGUCGCAGGUAGUCAGUCCAGUCACAGCAGUCAGGGUAGUCAUGCAAGUCAUGCAAGUCACCCCAGCCACAGUAGCCACCAUGCACCGGUACGGCAUGAGCAUCGACGUAGUCGUAGCAACGCACAUUCCACCACAGCACCAUCACUAGCCAUCACUGCCAAUUCUAAUGCCACCGCCCCUUCGGAACAACAAUUGCAACAGCAACAAAAGCGUUCCAAUUCUAUAAGACAGCUGCAACAUAGCUAUCAUCCGCCGCCGUUGCCGUCAGUGGCGGCGGCGUCCAGCCACAUUGGUCAGGCGCGUAUGGAAGGGGAGCACGAACUGCCAUCCGACUUGGAGGUAUUGUUGUCCGAUGUGGAGAAUCUAGUUAGUUAAGGGUUAAUAGUUAUAAGCAAUAGAUGUGCGCUUGAGUACUGUGGGAAGGUGGUCGAACGUGCUUUACGCAAAGCAAUUAAUCGGUAUUUAAUAGUGAUUCACGGUCAAUGGAUGUAUGUAUGUUUGUAGAAAAACUCAGCACAUUCUUUGCCGACUGUAAGUUGCUUCCAGUACACAUAAAAUAGCAUUGUUUCUUACUUUACUUUCGCUUCUUCUACAAGUGAUAACAAAGUGUAAUCGAUAAACUAUUUUUCUAAAAAAAUAUCGAUUUAAAAUUGUGUCAGGAAACGAGCAACUUUGAUUUCGUUCCGACCCGCUCUAAUAACGCCAUAUUAUCCACAUAGCACCUUUUAACAAUUUUUUUUUAAAUACUUUUUCAUAAUAUUUUUCGAUACCUUUUAAUCUUUACUUUUUUGUCAUAAAUGUUUUCAAUUUAAAAGUCUUAAGUUAGAAAAAAUUAGUAUCAAAUACAAGAUCCAAAUAUUGGGGAAAAAUGUUCGCUCAACACGAUCAAGUCUGAAUAUUACCUAAAGUAUUUAAAAAAUCAUUUUCGACAACAAAAUUUGUGUUAUCGGAAAAAUAUCGUUUCAUCACAAUUUUAUUAUGGAUUUUAUGCCAAAUAUUUAUUUACUUUUUUACUUCGUUCUAUAAUAUUUUUCUUUCGAAAUUCCGAAAUUCCAUUCCGAUUUAUUUAUGUUUUUUUUUUUUUAAGUUUAUCGAAGACUUUUAAGGGGUUAUAUACAGUUAGAAGACCGAUAAAAUACGAAUUUUCCAGUAUUGUUUCUGAUAAAACUUUUAAAUCUAUUGAUACAAAAAUUUGUAAACAUUUUAUGGCAUCUUUUAACUGUAUUUUAAGACUUAG